AUGGAGACUACCGCCACCAAACUUCAAGCACGAGCUUAUCAGCUCGAGAUGUUUGAGGAAUCUAUGAAGCGAAACAUCAUAGUCGCUAUGGCUACGGGAUUAGGCAAAACUAAUAUUGCGAGCCUCAGAGUAAGAGCUGAAUUGGAGCGUUCACCAACAAAGAGAGUCUGGUUUACAGCACCGAAUACAAUCUUGGCCGAGCAGCAGCACUACUUCCUCUCGUCUCAAUUACCGGAGUAUCAGAUGCGGACGCUGCUUGGCCAUGACAAGGUCGACCUAUGGCGGACGCCGGCAAUAUGGGAUUCAGCUUUGGCAGAUAUGCACGUUGUCGUAUCCACUCCACAGGUUCUUCUGGACGCUCUGCGAAAUGCCUUCGUGCAACUUGAAAGAAUAUCUCUAUUGGUCGUUGAUGAAGCGCAUCAUUGCCAAGCUGGAGACCCUUCAGCUCGUCUUAUGAGCCAAUGCUACCAUCCCUUGAAACAAAGGAACCCUUCAGCUGUCCCUCAUAUUCUCGGAUUGACGGCUAGCUCUCGCAUAAGCAACAAGACAGCAUCUACUAAGGACUUGGAGUCAACCCUCGAUGCGGUCUGUUGUAUGCCUACAGUGUCACUCCCAGAAUAUGCUUCUCACGUAUACAAGCCAGAGGUAGUUGGACUUCCUUUCACUCCAGUCUUCCACCAGAGUUCACAGGUAUUGGCCACUUUGACAGACGUGGCUGCCGCCGCUUUGAUGUGCAAUGACCCUUACUACAAAACACUGAAAACAGCCUGCGAUCAAGUCUCGGCCGAAAAGCUAAGGAAAGUUGAAAAGAAAGGAUCUACACCUGCAAUCAGAGAAGUGAAAUCUCUCCUGAACAAUGCAUCCUACCUAGAGUCGAGUCUUGGAUCCUGGGCGUCAGAUUGUUUCGUGAGGAGCUGCGUCGAUAACUGGCACAGAGGGCUGGUCCAGGAUAACGUUUUCCACGAGUCCAUGAAUCGGAAAUCCAUGACGUUCGUCGAUGAGCUACUCAGCCCUCUCCGAGGCAUCUUCAAUGCUAAUCAGACUCUGACAACCCCCGUCUUCUCUACAAAAGCACAGGUGUUGGUAGAUUUCCUUGCCUCUGAAUACCACAAAGGUAUAGCUAUCAUUAUCUUCGUGGAGCGAAGAUCUACAGCCUACGCCCUUUCGGAAUUGCUCUCCGCAACUCCCCAGCUGUGCAACUAUCGCAUAUUCUCUUUCGUUGGCUUAGCAUCUUGCAGAUAUGCAUCCUUGGUUGACCUAGCUGACAGAAGAGUACAAAAACAAGCCUUUGCCGAUUUUAGGAGUGGAUCUCAAGAUAUCUGUGUCGCUACAUCGGUUGCUGAGGAAGGUAUUGAUAUUCAGGCAGUGAACCUGGUGAUUCGUUAUGAUGAUCCAAAGCAGUUUGUUUCACAUGUGCAGAGUCGAGGCCGUGCCCGUAAGGAGAAAUCAAAAUACGUGUAUUUCCGUGAUCUGCAAGCACCGAACAACAAAUACCUUGAGUGGGGUAUUUUUGAACAACAGCUUGAGCAGGAGUACCAGAAGGAUGAGGAGCUUCGAAAAGCCGCUGUGGUGUCCAACGACCUUGAUGAAGAUGAUGGCCAGAAAUACGCUGUUCCCACUACGGGUGCGAUAUUGGUGCACGACAACUCUAUGCAACACUUACAACAUUUCUGUACGGUCAUCUCUGGCGGCAUGGAGCCUAUUUACAUAUUGUCCGGCACUCUCGGAGAGUCUGUUACAGCAAAGGUCAUUCUUCCCUCAUCGGUGCCCUCUCCACUUCAAGAAGCCACAUCAACGCGAGCGUGGUUUGGUGAGCGAGCGGCUAAAAGAGACGCAGCUUUCCAGGCAUACAGAGCUUUGCAUGAAGCAGGUCUUGUGACAGACCACUUAGUACCCAUUCAGCCGGAGAAGUCAAAACACCCACAACCUAGACACGGUCACCGGCAAUACGAGAUCUGUGCUGAAUUCGAUGUUUGGCAUUAUAUGCUAGCAGAAGACGAACCUUUCAAUUAUCUUGUGCGGAUCACUCGUGGCGAGGAGAACUACGCGAAUCUGAUAACGACCAUGCCGUAUAGGAUGUGUCAGCACCUCAGUUUUACACUCUGUGAAAGUGCAUCGAGGCAGUUGGACGUUACAAUCCAACCCUUGGGCUCAUUCCCUCGCCAAAAACCUCUGCAGGCAAAAUCCGUCACGAAACGGCUCGUUGAAACUGCCUUUCGAGUUGGUUCAGCAUCAGAAAGUUUCGAUGAUCCAAACCGUCUGCCACUGUUACUGCUUCCUGAAAGUUGUUUCGAUGAGGAUAGAGCUUUGGAGACAUCGAGUCUACAGAAUUUUUUGAUGACAAGAAGUCAUCUCUGUCACCCACAGCCUCUAUUGGUCUGGAAAGCCCAAAGUCAGACGCCUCAUCUGUGGCAUGCGCCGCGGUCUACGAAGGUGCCAGGGAACACUAUAUCUGAAAUAUUGGCGACAAAAGUUAGCAAGUUGCAAGUCUAUACAGCAGCUCGUGGUGCAGAUACAGGUGGCAGCUCGACCGCAACUUUGCGCACUCUAGCUACGAACGAAUGUCAGACUCGAGGACUUGCUACAACGCUUGGACCAAGUAUUCUGUUGUUGCCUUCAAUCCUCCAUUUCAUGGCCGCAGCUAUGAGAGCUGAGCAUGCGCAAAAUAGUGUCCUGAAAGCCAUUGAAUUCAUGGACGCGAGCCUACUUACUCAAGCCUUGAUUUCGAACUCAGCGUCUGGGUUAUUCAACUAUGAGCGAAUGGAAUUUCUCGGAGAUGCAUAUCUCAAGUUUCGGACUUCUUUCUCUAUGUUCUCUGACAACCCACUCGCGACGGAAGGCGUGCUUACUAUGAAAGUGCACGAAGUCAUUAACAACCAUAGGCUAGAGCAAGCAAUACAGACUUCAGGGAUGGAAAAGUACAUUACUACUCAGGUUGCAGCCCAGAAGCACUGGAAGCUACCUGCAACUAACGACAAGCCGGAAGGCCGAGCACAACGAAAAGUCAACUCGAAAACGCUGGCAGAUGCUGUUGAAAGCAUUCUCGGGGCUGCAUUCAUUGAUGGAAGCAGGGUUGGCCUUGCAGACGAGAGGUGCACAGCAGUGUUAGAGCUUUUUCUUCCUGAGAUCGUGUGGCUGCUACCACGCGAGAUCGUGGACGCAUUUCUGGCACAACGUGCAGUCGAAAAUCCAGGCGCUCUCACGAUGGCGGUGGAGAGCAUGCUUUGUUACCGUUUCCAGAGACUAUCUCUGCUUCAUGAGGCAUUCACUCACUCCAGUUUGUUGCGGGGACAAUCAUCGCUCGAUCGCCUUGAAUUCUUAGGCGACGCCAUCGUUGAUCAGAUUGUCAAGGUGAGAUUGUUUAAGUGGUCGAAAUUGAGCGCUUACCGUAUGACUAUUUGUCGUGCCGCACUAGUCAGCCAUGCCCUGCUUGCUUACUAUGCCUUAAGCCUCAACUAUGUUCGCGAACGAAAUGAGCUGCAUACUCGUGGCGAGAACUCGGUCACAGUCGAGCAGGUACAGACAGUCGUCUAUGCAACUGACAUGAUUCAAUUUUAUGACGCAGAGCUUCAAAAGCCUAUCCAAGUAGCAAGGACCAGGUUCGAAACAACUAAGAACGACAUUGAGGAGAGUCUUCGUGGUGGUGUUUUCCCAUGGGCCAUACUUCAGAGACUCAACGCGCCGAAAGUAUGUAGUGAUAUCAUUGAGUCACUCAUUGCAGCGAUCUACCUCGACUCUCGUGGAUCUCUCGUUGAGUGUGAAAAGAUGUUAGACCGUCUUGGCAUGCUUACACUGCUGGACAAAAUGGCUGACAACGACGCCUUUGAGGUACGAACACCUUCAGCUCGCUUGCACGAAGUAUGCGCUCAGAGACAUCUUGCUUUUAAAUUCUGCUCAACUAAGGAUGAGGUCGAAAUGCAGUAUGUCGGUAAAGUGCUUAUUACUGGUCCUAAUGACGAGCAGCACUGGGAUUUCGUCGGGCCUUCAGCCAGCUGUGACGCUGAGGCAAGGUCGAGUGCUGCUGAGACUGCUCUAAGAGCUAUCCUGGCAGGAGAGUGUAAUGUCACUGAAGCUCAACAAACUUCAAAUGAAGUCGCUGGCUCGCAAGAGGUUGAGAUGACUGGUGUGGAUGACGAAGAGAUGUCUGAAGUUGAUGGAGAAGGAGAAGGGGGCGUGAUUGUCUGCCAGCAACAAAAGCAUAUCUAA
Lithohypha guttulata is the source of this 4206-nucleotide messenger RNA. RefSeq names its product Dicer-like protein 2 (gene DCL2). The transcript has a single exon. Bases 1 to 4206 code for a protein of 1401 amino acids. Gene Ontology annotation, molecular function: RNA binding; ribonuclease III activity; ATP binding. NCBI's taxonomy places the organism in Eukaryota, Fungi, Ascomycota, Eurotiomycetes, Chaetothyriales, Trichomeriaceae. Gene Ontology annotation, biological process: siRNA processing. Gene Ontology annotation, cellular component: nucleus; RISC complex; cytoplasm. The record is from RefSeq and is a predicted model, not a curated record.